Molecule: messenger RNA, 783 nt
Organism: Hibiscus syriacus
Lineage: Eukaryota; Viridiplantae; Streptophyta; Magnoliopsida; Malvales; Malvaceae
Product: antiviral protein MAP-like
Exons: 2
Coding region: 1-783 (260 amino acids)
Biological process (GO): negative regulation of translation
Molecular function (GO): rRNA N-glycosylase activity
Source: RefSeq, a predicted model, not a curated record
AUGAAAGUUGCUCAAACAAUGAAGGUGUUGGCAGUGGCAGUGGCAGUGUUCAGUGCAAGGGUUUCCCGUGUUGCCCCCCAGGACCAUGUCACCUACCGAUCUCCAUCGAUACGUCGUGGUCAACUCACCAGCAGCGCCAAGAAGGUGUCGUUAGUUAUCGAUUCCGUCACUGUGUACGUCUUGGGUUAUCGACCAGGGGACGGAACAGCGUCCUACUGGUUCAAGGAUAUUCCCCCAGCCGUACAAAAUCUCUUCUUCCAGGGCACUACAAGAGUCAAUCUUGGUUUCAGUGGCAGUUAUGAUGACCUCAAAACUAAAGCAGGAGGAGUAGACAGAGAUCAAAUCCCUCUGGGAUUCGGUGAACUACGCCAAAAGAUCCAGAGCUUGAAUUAUUACACACCUCAAGCUGAUGUUAAGCAAGUUGCGAAAGCACUUGUAGUUUGUAUCCAGAUGGUCUCGGAAGCCACGCGAUUGAAAAUCAUCCAGCAACAGAUAGCUGCACUGGCGCCGCUUGUUCCUGGGGGACCUGAUAAAACCUUAUAUCCCGAUGGCGUAAUGAAGGCGUACGAAACCAGUUGGGGAAAACUGUCUGAUGCUGUCCAAGAUACAAGACCCGAUGGAACCUUUAUAAAGAGUGUCACUGUUGUUUCUGGUCAGAUUGUUUACAGCACUGUGGCAUCUGUGCGUCCCGUUAUUGCAAUACUGCAAAAAAAGACUUCCACCACAUAUUCAGCUACCACCCUUCUUCACCAGGUUAUCGACGAAACACUUGGCCAGAUUUAG